GGUACUGAAAUGGCUAAAUAUUUCGAAUCUCUGGUCAGAAACGACCCUUUCUUUGAAAUUCCUGCCAAGAGGCAUCUUGGCCUGGUGGUUUUUCGCCUAAAGGGUCCUAAUUGUCUCACAGAAAGCGUGUUGAAAGAAAUAGCUAAAGCUGGCCGUCUCUUCCUCAUCCCGGCCACUAUCCAGGACAAAUUGAUCAUCCGUUUCACUGUAACAUCCCAGUUUACCACCAGGGAUGACAUCCUGAGAGACUGGAGUCUCAUUCGAGAUGCUGCCACUCUCAUCCUGAGUCAGCACUGUACUUCUCAACCUAGCCCUCAGGCCAGGAACCUCAUCCCUCAAAUCACGGCCUCCACCGCCUUGGCCAGCGGUGUGUCCCUUCAGCCCGUCAAUGGGCCAGAAGAUGACCCAACUCAGGCCAGGAAGAUCAUCAAGCAGCCUCAGCAGGAGGGAGCCCGUCCUAUGAGAAGGGAUAACAGCCACCAUCUUGAAACCCUGCUGGAUCCGGUUGAUGAUUGCUUUUCAGAAGAGGCCCCAGAUGCCACCAAGCACAAGCUGUCCUCUUUCCUAUUCAGUUACCUGUCUGUGCAGAAUAAGAAGAAAACAGUGCGUUCUCUCAGUUGCAACAGUGUGCCUGUGAGCGCUCAGAAGCCGCUGCCCAUGGAUGGCUCUGCAAAGAAUGGGGGCGCCUCUCGGGUCAGAAUCUUUUCCAGGUUUCCAGAAGAGAUGAUGAUGCUGAAGAAAAGUGCCUUCAAAAAACUGAUCAAGUUCUACAGCGUCCCCAGUUUUCCUGAAUGCAACUCGCAGUGUGGGCUCCAGCUGUCCUGCUGCCCACUGCAGGCCAUGGUUUAGACCAGGGGUCUUCAUUCAGAGUCCAAGGACAUGCUUCAGGGACUCUAUGAACCCCUCAAAAUUGUAUGCUGAAUUUGUGUGCUUAUGUGUAUGUGCAUUUUCCUUGAGGGAGAGUUCAUAGUUUUUAUCAUUCUCUUAAGGGUUCAUGACCCACAUCAGGACACAAAUGAAGAGGGUAAGCCAGCUUGAUCCCGAAGGUUCCAGCAGGCUGGUUAGAGAAAGGGCUGAGGGUAGAGUACUGACAGGCAGCUUCUGUGGUUCAGCUUGUGACAUGAAUAUAAAGUAGAAAUAAACUGUGCUCUUCCCUGAAACAAA
This is a messenger RNA of Carlito syrichta (Philippine tarsier), 1164 nucleotides long. RefSeq names its product histidine decarboxylase-like. Gene Ontology annotation, biological process: L-histidine catabolic process; histamine biosynthetic process. The record is from RefSeq and is a predicted model, not a curated record. NCBI's taxonomy places the organism in Eukaryota, Metazoa, Chordata, Mammalia, Primates, Tarsiidae. The annotation marks the transcript as partial. Gene Ontology annotation, molecular function: histidine decarboxylase activity. The transcript has 2 exons.